Nycticebus coucang (slow loris) is the source of this 4159-nucleotide messenger RNA. It is a transcript of the gene TOR1AIP1, whose product is annotated as torsin 1A interacting protein 1. The coding region runs from base 825 to 2666 and encodes 613 amino acids. The transcript is spliced from 12 exons. Gene Ontology annotation, cellular component: nuclear membrane. Gene Ontology annotation, molecular function: ATPase activator activity. The record is from RefSeq and is a predicted model, not a curated record. Lineage: Eukaryota; Metazoa; Chordata; Mammalia; Primates; Lorisidae. Gene Ontology annotation, biological process: nuclear membrane organization.
UACAGAGCUGCCUUUUAAUCAAAAAUAUUUCUUCAUUUAUCACUGUGCCUAACGCAGCGCUAACACGGUUUUCCGGACCAGGAAAUAUGAAAAACCAGGAACAGGAUUCUGUUUUCUAGGAGCACAUCUCGCAAAUCCAAAUUCAUCCCAUGAGCAUGGCGGCAGAAUAAAAUUUUGUACACACUCAACAGGUGACUUAAAAUUUAAAACUGGGUAACUGCUAGCAUAAGGCACUUAAAACUAAAAUUGUGCCGUGAAAAGGUGACAGGUACAAAAAACUGUUUCUCUGCCCACUGGAACUAGGUUCCCGGAAAAGUGCGCAACAGCCUGGGGCCGAGAACUGAAACUCGGCCUUCUCCACCUUCGCCUCGCUCGCGCUUUCCCGAGACUCAACACUGGUGGCCAGGACGGCGACUCCAGAGCGAGGGCAAUACUUGUCGCAAGCGGUAGGACUUAGGUCAGGCAAUUUGCCCUGCACUCGUCGGUCGCUCCCACCCCUCCCUUCCUCAAGGCCGAGGGCAGGGAUGUCCUCCUCCCCCUUCUCCUCCUCUUUGGAGCCUCCAGCCAGGAGGCGGGAGUGACCCACAGCAGCUGACCCAGUCCGGCACUGCCUCUCCCACAGCCCUCAAGACACACCAUGGGCCCAGAGGCGGGUUUGCUACACAGCAGCGACGACGCAGGCGGCGGCCUCGGCGACUCUCAACUGCCUCCCUGACCACCGUGACCACCGCCCAACACCCCCAAGAAGCCAUCGUCGCCGCCAGCAGGAGAACCUAGGGGCCACAAAACCACCUUCACGAUCGACUCAAGCUACGUCAACAACAAUGGCGGGCGAGGGACGGCGGGCAGAGCCGGUGUGGGAAGGAUGGAGUGUCUACGUCACGCCCAGGGCCCCCCUCCGAGAGGGCAGGCGCCGGCUCGCCCCUCAAAAUGGCGGCGGCAGUGGCGCGCCUGCGUACGGAACUCCGUCGCGCCAGGGCCGGCGGGAAGUGAGGUUUUCAGAGGAGCCGCCAGAAGUGUACGGCGACUUCGAGCCCCGGGUGACCAAAGAAAGGUCCCCGGGGCGGAAACAAACCCCGCUAGAAGCGUUCCGGCCCGAUGGUGCGAAAGAGGAAGUGAGAGAAAGCGCCUACUCCCUGCGCUCUAGGCAGCGGAGGCAGCCGCGACCCCAAGAAGCCGACCAGAUGAACACUCGAAGGGCUGCCCGGCUGCGGCAGCAGCACUCACAGGAGCCUCCGCUACAGUCUUCUCCGGUUACGACAAGGAAAGGGUUGCGGGACUCUCAUUCCUCUGAAGAGGAUGAACCAUCUUCACAAACUGUUUUAAACCAAACAGUCUCACAGAAAACUGACAGAAGAACGCAAGAGAAUCCAGUGGUGAAAGAAGAUCUUGUAAUCAGCCUAUGUAGACCCCCUCUAAGAAGCCCAAGAUCCGAUUCGUCUUACAAAACAAAUGGAAAUACUAAAAUGAGUGAAUUAGAAGCCACCAAUAUCCAACAGGUCGAUUUCUCUGAAGGAGUGGAAACUGGAGAAGAUGAUCAAGACACCUCUGACAGUGAUGUCACUACUGUUAAUGUCAAAUCCAUGGAUUCCGAUGAGUCUGGAGAUCAAAUCAGUAGGUCAUCUAGUCAAUAUCAAGAGUCAUUUUGGCAGUCAUCACAAAGUCAAGACUUCACAGCCUAUAAUAGGCGAGCUACAGCACUGAGCUCAGGAUAUCAAAAAAACUUUGAAGAAUGGGUUAAACAAACUGCAGGAAUAAGGACUAGGAAUCAAACAUCUUCACCAGGCAAGAGUUCAAUAUAUGACAGUUUUUCAGAUGAUGACAGCAAUCAGAAAUCAGAGUUUAGAAACCAGUCUCCAUCAACCUUUACCCAACAAUUGACUAGACAACCCAAAAAUGCUUCUUUUGCCAAGAUGAAGUUGUGGUGGCCAUUUUUCAUAAUAGCUCCUCUUGCCUUGGGGAGUUUUUGGUUCUUCUAUACUCCUGAAGUAGAAACCACUGCUGCUGUUCAGGAGUUCCAGAACCAGAUGAACCAACUUAGGAGUAAGUACCAAGGUCAAGAUGAGAAGCUAUGGAAAAGGAGCCUAACAUUACUGGAAAAACAUCUUAAUAGCUCCCAUCCUCGGCCUCAGCCUGCUGUCUUGCUGCUCACUGCUGCCCGAGAUGCUGAAGAGGCACUUAAAUGUCUGAGUGAACAGAUUGCUGAUGCUUAUUCUUCCUUCCGGAGUGUCCGUGCCAUCCGGAUUGAUGGGGCAGGCAAAGCUGCUCAAGACAGUGAUACUGUCAAACUAGAGGUAGACCAGGAACUGAGCAAUGGAUUCAAAAAUGGCCAGAAUGCAGCCGUGGUACACCGCUUCGAGUCACUGCCCGCAGGCUCUACUCUGAUCUUCUAUAAAUAUUGUGACCACGAAAAUGCAGCCUUCAAAGAUGUAGCCUUAGUCCUCACUGUUUUACUGGAGGAAGAGACACUUGGAACCAGUCUUGGCCUAAAGGAAAUUGAAGAAAAAGUGAGAGAUUUCCUCAAAGUCAAGUUCACCAAUUCUAAUACACCUAAUUCCUACAAUCAUAUGGACCCAGACAAACUGAAUGGGCUCUGGAGUCGUAUUUCUCACUUAGUCCUACCUGUACAACCUGAAAAUGCCCUGAAAAGAGGCAUCUGCUUAUAAGGUGUGAGAAAAAAAAUCAUGUCUCAAGUUCUGAGAAUUUUUCGGACUUUCUAACCAGAGAUAGGAUUCAGAGCUCUUUUUUAAAAGAACUAGUUUCUUUUUAAAGGGAAUUGGGUUCUUUAAACAUGGAACAUCUAAGUCAUUUAUUCAACCUAAUUGUCUAUUACAUGAGAGAAUUGUUAUGUUAAGGGUAUCUUGGGAGUGUAAAUUCUAUGCAGUUCCAUAGAUAAUAAUUUUGAUUCUGGGCUGAAUCAUUAUCGCUAUAUUAUAACCAGUAAGAGGGAUUUAGGCUCCUUUCUUGUGAACCUUCCCAACUUUUUAACUUAGAUUUCUCACAAAGUUUGUUGUAUUAUUAAGAUAGCUUCCUAAAUAUAACUGUGGAUUUUCCCAUUAUGUUCCCUUUUACACCUUAGUUGGUGAGUUCCUUAGUCAGCUUCCACUUAACAAAUGUAAUGAAAGGUCAUGUAGAGGUAUGUGGACUUUUCUUUUGUUGUUGGAGGGCAGAGAAAAAGAAGCAAGGGAAAAGAAAGAAAUUGUGUAAUUAGGAAGGUAAGAGGAAGAAAAAAGUCUGCAAGAUGAAAUGUUACAGUAAGGCACUGAGAUGUAGGUUAGUAUUUUUUUUUUCUUUGAAGAAAUUCUUGGUCCUUGCAAAGAUUUUUAAAGCAUGUUAAUAUAUUUGUUUGCUUGAAUCUUAAGGAAGGUAAAUUGAGACAGUUUAUUUUGGAUAUAUCUUGAAGCUUUUGUUUUAAAUUAAGAAAUACAGUUUCAGGAAUUGGUAAACUAUCUGUUAUCUAGCUAUCCUGGGCUUUUGAAGAAGAUUUCAUUUUCUAGUUAUCUACUUGUUGAGUCUAAAUCCUUUAACAACACUCCAUAACAGACAUUUUUAUAUGUAUAUAAAUCUUUAGAUUUAUUUACUAUGCUCAGUGAUCAAUGUUAUUGAGUGCCUCAAGCCAAGAUAGUGAACUUUACCACAUAUGAAGAAUGAUAAAUGUAUUUCUAUAUUACCAUGUAUUUUAGUUGUGAGCCUUCUCAUCUGUCAACUGCUUUAGUUUUCUUAAAAUCUUCUUUUCUAGAGUCUCCUUUUUUUUAUUAUUUUCCAUAAACCUUUAAAUGAAAAUAUUGUUUUUAGAAUCAGUCGUUAACUUCAUGAUUUACCCUUUGAGGGUCCCACAUCUGGUAAUGGGAGUGGUCUAAUUUCUUACCACUGGGACUCAUAAAUUUAUACCCCUCAUUGUAAUUUGUUCCUGACUACAAAGAAGUCAGAUUAUAUUAUUUUAUGGAGGAUUAUAAAACAGUUUUUGAAGAAGCUUAUUUUAUACCUACAUGUUAUAUAGCAAAAUAAAUGGUUUUAUUAAAUAUUUCAGUGACCCAAGUAAUUUAAAAGUAAUAAAUAUGUCACAUAUCUUUCAGGAAAAAUAAUUGUAGCAGCUGAUCUGUAAAUGACUUUAAAAACUAUUUUAGUAGUUUAAAUAAAUUUACUUUCUUGGUUUGUA